This is a messenger RNA of Entrophospora candida, 900 nucleotides long. The record is from the annotation of a GenBank genome assembly. Lineage: Eukaryota; Fungi; Glomeromycota; Glomeromycetes; Entrophosporales; Entrophosporaceae.
UAACUGUUUUGAUAGAGGACAUAAUGGAAAUAUAUAAAAAUGCACAAUAUAAUAGAAAAAUUUGUAAUGCUCUUAUUGGUCGUAUAGAGGCUACUCAAACAUCCAUUAAAUAUUUACAACAAAGGAAAGAGGAGGAGGAUGAAACAUAUUAUAACAACUUUGUGCAUUUUACUGAUAUUUUGAGAAAAGUAAAAGAUUUCCUUAAUUAUGUAACUCAACUUCAUGGACAUAACAAAUUUCUUAAUACAAAUAAUGUUAGAGAAAAAUUUGAAUUGCUUGCAAAAGAGUUUGAUGGUGUUAUGCAAGAUUUACAUUUCACACAAACUGUAUCUGCUCAAAGACAAAGUGAAAUUGAUCAACAAAGUUUAAAGGAGGAUCUUGAAGUAUUAAAUGAUGCUAUCAAGCCAUUCACUCCACUGAUAGCCAUUGUAAAUGUUUUGGUGAAGGAAAUAAUUAAAGUUUAUGAAAAUUCUCAGUAUAAUGAAAGAAUUUGCAAUGCUUUUCUUGAUCGUGUAGAAGCUGCUCAAUUAUCAGUUGAAGCUUUACAACGAAGAAAAAAAGAGAAUCUAAACACAUUUCAGGAUGCAACAUAUUAUAAAAAUUUUCUGCAUUUUAUUGAGGUUUUGAGACAAGUGAAAACUUUUCUUGAACAGGUAACUCAACUUCAUGGAUACAAAAGAUUUUUGAAUGCAAAUAAUGUUAAAGAAAAAUUUGAAUCACUUGCCAAGAAUUUUGAUUCUGUUAUGAAUGAUUUACAUUUCACACCAACAGUGUCUGCUCAGAGACAAAGUGAAAUUGAUCAACAAAGUUUAAAGGAAGAUCUCAAUGCUAUUCAUGGUGGCAUUGUUGAUAAUAAUAAACAACUUAAUACAGCACUUCAAGAAGUUUUGAUUAUAAAAA